AUGAUUUUUGGAUUAAAAGCUCAAUAUGGAAAUAGUUUAUGUUCAAAAAAAGAAUUAAUUGCUGAAAGUAUUAAAUAUUAUGAAAAAGCUAUUGAAUUAGAUCCACAUGAUGAUACAGCACAUCUUUAUUGUGCUUUAGAAUAUGCUAAUUCCAGAGAUUUUGAAAGAGCAAAAGAAUAUUGUCAAACAGCCUUGAGUCUUAAUACAGAAAAUCCUUUUGCAAUAAUGUUACUGGCAUUAAUUUUUACUGCAAGAAAAGAUUACAAAGGAGCAUUGGAACUUGUAAUAAAUGCUCUAAAUGAUUUCCCUUCGCAUUAUGGCCUUUUAGUUUUGAGGUUAAAAUUAGAAGCAAGAUAUGGGCGAGUAGAAGAAGCUUUACAAACUUCACAUAAUUUAAUUUGUUUUUGGAGAAAAAAUAGAUCAGCAACUGAUCCUUGUGAUGAUGAACAAAAUAGUAGAUUAAAUGGAGAUAUUAAUAAAAUGACGGCAAGCAAAGAAGCAAUAGUUCCGUUAACACCUCUUUUAAUCGCUCCAUUAGGUAUUACAGCAACACCGGGACCUUCUACACAUUUAAUUGCUUCGAAUGUUGAAGGGACACCAUAUCCAUCUAUAGAUAAUCUCUCAACAAUCGGUCCUCCAACAAAUACUUCUGACGGAGGUGGACCAGCAUCAACAGACUCUUUGAGUGUAUUAUCUUCUUCUAGCAAGUCUUGGAUUAAUUUUUCUGCUGAUAUUUGGGUGGAAUUGGCAGAAUUUUUUAUAGAAAUUGAACGGAUGAAUGAUGUUCAAGCUUGUGUUGAAGAAGCUUGUAUGAUUUAUCCAAACUCUUAUCAGGCGCUUUAUUUAAAGGGGCAUCUUUAUUUUAAAAGAGCAGAGAAAUGUGCCCAAACUGAUCUAAAUUUAAGCAAAAAAUUAAUGGCAGAGGCAAAGAAUUUUGUUCUUGGAGCAAUUUCUAUAUGUACGGAACAUGUACUUUCAAUAGCUUGUUUGGGAAGAAUUUAUCAUUUUGAAGGAUAUUUAAAAAUGGCUGAGAAAAUGUUUAGAGAUGCAACUUCAAUUGAACCUUAUGAUGCUCGGAAUUGGCACCAACUUGGAUGUGUUUUAUCUGAACUUGGAAGGAGUAAUGAGGCAUUAGAAUGUUUUGAAACGGCUUCAAGUUUAGAAGUAAAUACACCGCUUAUUCCUUUUCAAGUAAUACCUAGGUUGUUAAGUUUCUUUUAA
This is a messenger RNA of Meloidogyne enterolobii, 1221 nucleotides long. The record is from the annotation of a GenBank genome assembly. Lineage: Eukaryota; Metazoa; Nematoda; Chromadorea; Rhabditida; Meloidogynidae.